This is a messenger RNA of Spirodela intermedia, 114 nucleotides long. NCBI's taxonomy places the organism in Eukaryota, Viridiplantae, Streptophyta, Magnoliopsida, Alismatales, Araceae. The record is from the annotation of a GenBank genome assembly.
AUGGGACUCUCGAAUUCUCUCCAUAAAAGAGUCCUUCGGAAAUCAUUGACAUUUUUCUCAAACACAUCUAUAUAUAUCAACAUUCAUAUCCUGAAAAUUAGUAAUAUUUUAUAA